AUGCUCAAGGUCAAGACAGCUUUCACUUUUGACUUUUUCCCUUUCAUCAAGUUUCCACAGAUCAUGUCUCAACCCAGCACGGAGAUUCACGAAUCAACCAAUCCUGGAGCAACAUGCUGCAGCAGCGAAGAGGGCAUCGCCUACAAAGACCUCUCCCCAGAGCAAAAAGAAAUAAGCGACAUUCUACGCAACAUGGAUCGCGAUCCUGAUCUGAUGGGUCUAGUAGACCUCGGCAAAGACGGAGUUUUCCGCUUCCUUGAUGCUGAUCGCAACAUUCACUACGCCGUCCCUCUCCGGCCUGCACUUAUCAAAGCCCUUAUUGAUCGUCUCCCUUAUGACCCAGAAGUCGAAAAGUUCUGGCGUGGUGUCGAUGGGACGAAAGUGCCUGAAGAGCAGUGGUAUAAUCCGCCAGAGGGAAUACUCCCUCCGCCAUUGACGGAAGAUGAGAGGAGGGAGGAGAAGGAGUUAAUGGAUAAGAACAAAGAGAAAAUUGACAAGAUUCGGGAGGACUUAAAGAAUGGGAUUAACCGCGAACGUCUUGUAUUUAUAGAAUCGGAUAACAAGCUUCAAUAG
Messenger RNA from Fusarium proliferatum ET1, 573 nucleotides. RefSeq lists its product as uncharacterized. The record is from RefSeq and is a predicted model, not a curated record. The transcript has a single exon. Bases 1 to 573 code for a protein of 190 amino acids. Lineage: Eukaryota; Fungi; Ascomycota; Sordariomycetes; Hypocreales; Nectriaceae.